AUGGCUCUUUUACAACGAAAUGAACUAGGCACUGCGCAGCAUUUUCUAGAAUGUGACAAAAAAGACUGCGAAAAGAACUGUGAAUACUACUGCAACCAUUGCUGUCAACGGCUGUGUAGGCCAUGCAGAGAUGAACAUAAGAAGACUUCGAAAUAUAAGAAGCAUGAGGUAGUUCUUUAUCAACAACGAAUACGAUCAUUUCGUGUGGAGAAAUGUAGGAUCCAUCCCACAAAAGAUAAAGACAUGCUCUGCGAGGAAUGCCAAGUCCAACUGUGUUCCAAAUGUGCAACACAAAAAGAUCACCGAGGACAUACCUUUAUUGAUUUGGAGACAAUGUAUACCACGACAUACGCUCGUUGCCGAGAAGAAAUUUCAAAAAUUCAGCAGUACUUUCUGCCAACGUCAAGAGAAAUUCAGAGAGACAUAAAUGAAGAUUCGAGAAAAAUAAAGAAGAUUAUGGACAGUAUAAGAACUUCGGUAAAGGUUGAUUCUGACGGUCUUAAAAGCCUGGUAGAUAGAUUGGCGUCCAAAAAUAUUCAGCGAGUAAACAACAGAGAAAAAUCACUGAUGGAAAAUUUAAAAUCCCAAGAAAAGAAGAUCACUGGAUAUAUCUCUUAUCUUACAGAUCUUGACAAAGAGCUCCAAAAAUAUUUGUCCCAAACAAAACCUCCAACAUUUACAUCCUCAAUAUCUGAGAAGCUAAAAAUCCAAUCCAUAUCUGAAAUACCACGACUAGCAACACCAGUUUUUACUGCUGCCCAAUACAACAAAGAUAAUGUCGCUCAAUUACUUGGUAAAAUAGACAUAUCCAAUUCUGAGGCAGAAAACAGACAUAUUAAGCCCUCAGAGACUACCACU
This is a messenger RNA of Saccostrea echinata, 858 nucleotides long. Its product is annotated as RING finger protein 207-like. Gene Ontology annotation, molecular function: zinc ion binding; ubiquitin-protein transferase activity. The annotation marks the transcript as partial. Gene Ontology annotation, biological process: positive regulation of DNA-templated transcription. Gene Ontology annotation, cellular component: nucleoplasm; chromatin. The transcript has a single exon. NCBI's taxonomy places the organism in Eukaryota, Metazoa, Mollusca, Bivalvia, Ostreida, Ostreidae. The record is from RefSeq and is a predicted model, not a curated record.